Magnusiomyces paraingens is the source of this 6741-nucleotide messenger RNA. RefSeq lists its product as uncharacterized. The transcript has 3 exons. Lineage: Eukaryota; Fungi; Ascomycota; Dipodascomycetes; Dipodascales; Dipodascaceae. The record is from RefSeq and is a predicted model, not a curated record. The coding region runs from base 1 to 6741 and encodes 2246 amino acids.
AUGUCUGCCUCCGACAUCAAAUCUCGGCCUCUAGUUCCUGUCCGGCCCCGUCCUCCUACUUUCAUCAAAACUUCUACUCAUUCUCACAAGUCCCGGCCAUCACUCUCAGAACUUUUCUCCUCGACCUUGUCUUCUCAAAAACGACCUGCUUCUAAAUUACCUCCAACCCCACCUCCAUCACGCUCUUAUUCCUCCACUCUUCCUCUUUCUCUAUCAUCCUCCAAACCAUUUACAGGCCCAUCGUUUGUGACAGCCGAAUGUUCCAAUAACACAAAGUCUCAAAAACUUUUAAUAAGCGCUUUGGGAAAUUCUAAACCCUCCAAUUCUUCCUCUUCUCCUAAAUCUUCAUCUUUACCAACUAUCCCAUCAAAAGCUCCCAGUAGAAUAUCCUCAGAAACUGCACGGAAACUUAAUAUUCUCACACCCUCCCAGAUUCAAAUGCUACUGUUAUCAACCGGCUCUGAUCUUUCUCUUUCAAACUCCAGCUCUUCUCAGCCACAAGAAAAAACAGAUAAUAACGAUAUCUCUUCAGCUCCUUCAAGUAUGCCACUUCAGUGCAAUCCUCCAGCUCCUAAGCUGCUUAGGGACCAAUUUGGCCGCUACUUUUAUUAUUUCCCCAAUAUCAAAGUUUCUCACGAUAACGAACCUUCUACUACUCAGGAAACUUCUUCGUCUUCUUCUUCUUUGGACCAGUCUCACUCUCAAAAGUCUAACUCUAAUUCAGACCUUUUGCUUCCUGAUGCUUUUGAUUCCACCGCUGCGUCUUCAGUUUACUCUUCAACAACAAAAUCCUCUUCUACAUCCUCACUCUCCACAUCAGCAGCUCGGAAAAAGGCCCACCGCCGCGUAUCAGUACUUUCCCAAACUUCGGAAAAAAGAUACAGCACAACUAGUAUCAAAAGCAGCAGCAAAACUGUCAGCGUCUCCAAAACCCAAAAUGCAACAAAACGAAGAAGUAUCAUCUACACACAUACCUACACUGAACAGGUCGAAGAAAGUGUUUUGAAUGAGGAAAAUGCCGAUGCCCAUCUCGAUGAAUAUAGCGACGAUGAAAUUGACAAGCAUGAAAACAAUAACCAACAUAACGUGACAGAGUACCUGCGUUCUAUUAAGCCUCCGCAUGAACUUAUGCGCAGCAAGUCUGCCUCGAUCUCUGCUGGAGGUUCUCUGCAGAAGCAACCCCCUACUAAACCUUUUUUGCCAUCUGCGUCUGCCACUUUUUCUCCUGAAAACCCAUUUGAAAGCAGACCUUCUUCUCAAGCUUCUACUACUUCUUCUACUACUACUUCUUCUUCUUCUUCUUCUUCUUCUUUCUCUUCUUCCUCUAAAAAUAAUUUGUUGCUUCAACGCCCAUCGUCUCCUGUUUCUUCUUCUUCUUCCUCUUCUUCGUUUCCAGUCAUUGCGAAAAGUCUUAUUCCACCGCCGCCCCCGUUGCCGCCCCACCGCGCUGCCCAUCGUCAAGGUUUCGCACAACAAAUGUCUGAAUCAAGUGUCGCCCAAAUUAACACCCGCAGAAGCUUAUCUGCAAACAAUUCUUCUUCUUCUUCUUUCAUCUCCACCUCUUCUUCCUCUUCCUCCUCAUCCUCCUCUCAAAUCCCAGUCUCCAGACCUUACUACAGACCCUCCUCUCGUGGCUCACGUGCAUCUGUCUCUUCUACAGAAUCUAGGAAACGUCAUAGAGCAAUCCGCUAUAGCAUGCUCAAUAAAGACCUUCCACCUCUCCCCCCAGAGGCAUACCUUGACGAACAGUUUAAGCAGGAUGCUACUGCUGCUUCUGCUGCUUUAAAUGGUGGCUCCAAUGGUCUUCCCCCACGCUCUCAUUCGGCUGCCGGUAAUUUUUGUGGUUCAUCAUCUUCUUUCUCAGGGUUCUUCCCCCCCACCGGUCCCGUGCAUGCAGGGUCCAAUGUCUCAGCAGACUUUGCACCAGCUGGAACUUCUGCAGUUCCACCAUUCAUCCCACAGCGAGCUCCUAGUCGUCGCAUGCAACAACAACGACCAUACUCAUCACGCUUAUACUCAACGGCCAGUAUUGAAGAGAGCGAGGAAGAGGCCCUCUAUGCUGAAACUAAUCAAAAGUCAAACAAACAAGUUAUGAAUUCAAAAAGCUUGCGCGGCCAGACGAUGUCGUUGUCUUCUUCUUCCUCUUCUUCCUCUUUGGCUUAUAAUACCCAGACAUACAGUUUAUCGCGCAGCAGUCUGCUUUCAGAAGAGGCAUUACCGUCAAAUCACUCGAUUCAAAACCUGCAGCCGACGGACAUUGCAGCUCGUCGUUUGGGUGCCAGAUCCGCAACUAAUGGCGUCAACCGGAGCAGUAGCAUUCGAAGCCGCAGAAGCAUUGUUUCUGGCCGUAGCAGUACUGGCAGUGGUAUUAAUGGAAGCGGUGUUUACGCGCAGGUUUCACAAGAAGGUCUCGUUAAGAACUAUAAUCGCUCGUUAAGAUCAGAUUCUUUGGACUCUAAUUCUUCAUAUAAAGCUGGCCUCUCGCCCUCCACUGCAUUUUUUACUCCAAGUUCGUCUUUCUCUGCUCUCCCUAACUCUAACCGUCACUUGUCUAACCAGACUUUGACUUCUUUGGAUUCCAAUUAUUAUUCUGUUGAUUAUCACGACUCUUUUUCUUCCUUUCAAAACCAUAACCAUAACCAUUCACAAGCUUCUGUUUCUUCCACUGUUUCUUCUUUACCUUCUCCAAACAAGCUUACAAGUUCCACUGGUACUUACCAUUAUCCAUCUGCAACCUCUGACUACCGUCCUUCUCGUCGGGCUCCAGCUCCUCCAAAAAAGUCCAUUGCACCUGCUGUCACCCCUGAAACACCUACUGCACUAGUUACCACACCAACCACCACCACUAGUCAACUAGACCAAAAGGCUAAGCCUUCCAACCCAUUCUCACCUGAACGAGAACCCCCUGAAUCCGAUAUUGAGGAAGCUGCAGACACGGUUGAACGCCUUUCACCUGUGACCAAUUCCAUCAACAAAAAGCGGAGUCUUCUUUAUAACAACUCUACAAACAUUUCUAGCCAGUUUCACUUCCAGGCGACUCAGUCUGAACAGUCCGAAAUGUUUUUUCACAACUUGCUGCCCAAGUCUUUGAGAAGCAGCUCUAAUGCUUCCAAGUCUGUGUAUGCCCAAAAUACAACAACAACUAAUGGCAACACCACCACCCACCGCCUUUUUAAGUCUUCGGCUGCUGAAUACCAACAAGAGAUUUCUUUGGGUCUCAAUCUCAGCCAGGCUCCCAACACACCACCCAAGAAGAACCGCAUCGAGGUGCUCGAGGAGACCCCACGGGUCGAGUCUCCUACUUCUUCUCCGUCUAGCUCACCUGCUGGGCUUGGUGUAUUUGUGGGUGCGUCGUCGUCGCCAUCUGGAUCCACAAGUUCGUCACCUGCGUAUGCUGCGGCUACCGCAGCUGCAGCCGCAUCGUCAACUUCGUCGUCACCCGUUUCUGUACCCGAAACCCCAUCGACAAGUGCUUCAACCGUGACACCUAAGUCGUCUCGUUUUUCGCAAAACUUUUCUAUUCGCCGGAGGUUGAGCGGCCAUGACUCGAUGGAAGCUGGUGGACAUCGCAGUAAUGAAGUUCUGGCCAUGUUUAAUGGGCUUUUGGGUCACAAGCAGCAGCAGCAACAGCAACAGCCGCACAGCCAUUCCACAGGUGGUGGUAUUGCUUUUGUGGAUGCAGAUGAGAUGCCUUCUGCAUCCACAAAAGCAACAUUUGUUCCCACUACCACCAACAUUGUGUCUUUUCCUUCUUCUUCUUCUCAGAAUGACAAGCAAGUAUCUCAAGAUGCCGUUGUCAAAGAUAAGGUUUUGCAAGCGCCUCCUGCUACUUUUGAAGGUGAGACAGUGGGAUUAAACAAAAGAGAAACACCUAGAAAAGGCAAAGUUACCAGAGUCAGCAAGUCUCUGGCUGACAAGAGCUUAGAUCUAAACUCAAACUUUGAUACUUUAUCUCAGGGCCCCUUGGUUCGUCGCCAACAACAGCAGAUUUCCCAAGGCCGUCAUCAUCAACAACCUGUCAAGGAAGUUCGUUUCUCGACUUGCGAAGACGUUGUUAUUUCUAGUAACAUGGGUUACAACAAUGAUCAUGAUGAAUCUUGCAGAAACUUGUUGAAGCCAAUGGUCAACCGUCAUCACUCGUUCCCAAGCACCAGCAGCAGCCAUUAUAGCGACAAUGAAGAAAAAGAAGAAGAAGAAGAUGAUGAACCCAUUGUCUUGAACAGUGUUCACCGUGCCCCUUUGGGCCCCUCUUCUCUGGUCCCAUUGGCGGCUACCUCCUCUUCUCCUGUCUUCUCCAAGACUCCCUCUCCGGCAUCUUCAUCUUCAUCUUCUUCAUCUUCCCAUACCACUCCUCCUAGCUCUGUUUCUUCUGCUGGUUCUCCCACUUCAGAGCUCGUUCAAACAACAAAGGCCCUAACACUUUCUUCAAUCGAGUCUCCGUCCCCUGUUAUUGUCCCUCCUCCACGCCGCCGCAGACGCGAUAUUGCUACCACUACUUGGGCCUGUGACUACCUUGUGUCUUCUUCUAUGUCUUCUUCUCGAAGCUCUGCAUCUUCUGCUACAAUCACAGCAUCUUCUUCUGCAGACAAAUUUUUAAGCCAAGAAUUUCAGUCUACUGAAUCAUCUAGCUCUACCGUCAUGGCUGGCGCUCCAGUGAUUCCUCCCAGAAGUGCUAACCGCGCACUCCAUGAGAACCGCGUUAAGAGUGUAGUUUGCCAGAGCCGUUCUUCCCAGUCUUCAAUGACGCUGGCGUCCAGGAGACCCCAAGCAAUGUCCUUGUCUGCUUCCAAUCCACUUCCUACCAAGAUUGGUAACAACUACCUUGAUAAACUUGAUCAAAUUUACUCCAACAUGCCUGAGCCUCUUUUCCCUCCACCUUCUACAGGUGCUAGUGUUGGGACUUCUGUUUCUCCUUUACACAUCAUUAAGAAGCACAAGUCGUGCACAGCUCUUGGAUUCCGUGAGAAAACCGGUUCCAUGCAGCAGCAGAAGCAGCAGGUUCCACCCGUUCCUUAUAUUUCACGGGCCACUAUUGAGGAACUUGAGAGCUGUGCUCCUGUUUCUUCUUCUUCUUCUUCAAUGCCCAGAAUUCCUCCUCGUUCUCGCAGUUACGUUCCACCACCUACUUCGUAUUCUUGUGAUGAGACUACGGACAGCGACGAUGGGCGCCAGUCUGCAUGUGCCAGCUACGAUGCGUCGUCUUCUUCUGAUAAGGAAAUGAAGAGCGACAGCCACUCUGCAGUUUCUUUGACGUUGACAAGCCCACCGUCAUCUCCUCCCAAGAAUUUCGAAAGCCAGCCUCGCCCUGCAGGUGUGGAUGCUACAGCUUCUACAGCUUCUGCAGCUUCUACCACUGUAGCACCUCCAUUAGUGGCUGCGGCUGAAUCUGCGACUUCGUGCUACACACAGAGCAGUUUAAGCUCUUGCAACAGCAUUACUGCCACGAGCGAUCUGAGACCUUUGGGUGUCUACGGGGUAGACCGGAAUGGGUAUUUUGCGGAUGUUGAAGAGGAGGGAGAGGAGGAGGAGAAAAAAGGCAAGCGUGAGUGGAAUGGAGAAAAUCAGUACGUGAAGAAGAAAAACGCGGCGCCGCUUGGAAUUAUUUACCCCGAACAUUCUUUAGCCCACCACAAACAUAACGGGUUUGAAUUUUUGGCUGUUGGCUCUUCUUCUUCUUCUUCUGCUUUUGAUUUUGCUUCUUCUUCUUCUUCUUCUUACUCUCCAAAUCUCUCUGAACCAAUUUCUCAAAUGUACCCGACUUCCUACCAACAGCGCACAAGCAAUGAUACCCUGGCCUCGUCCAACCGGCUCUCCACUCGAUCCAUGGAUGAGGUUGUCAAAUCGUUCAUCUCUGAAGACCUUGCGUGCCUUGACUCACUUGGAAACAAUAUUGAACCCCUGACCAUUGAUCAGUCAUACUUCAUCAAACUACAACAACAACAACAACAACAACAGCUCUAUGAUCAGGCAAAGGAGUCUGCUCCUACUACCCCUCAGACUCCCCAGACCCCUACUUUUUCAUUUUUCCCAUUCAAGUCGUCCUCAGCGUCUCAAACACCCAGAUCGACAGCCAGCCGGCCUCCCUCGCAAGCUACUUGGAAUUCAAAUACACUUAGCCAAGCUGACAAGGAGCGACGAUCCAGCACACCUCUUUCUUUUGUGUUUGGACGAAGAAAGUCGCGUGAUAAUCUUCGAUCUCCUCAAAUUGGUUCAGAUAAUCAUAAUCCUUCUGAUACAGAAGAAAUUAGCUUCAAUGGCACUUACCAUUCAUCAGCAAGUGACAAUGAUACUACUUUGAAUACAAUUCCAAGCUCAGUUCUUCACACUACAAGAUCUGAGCCAAUGCAAUUCUCCAAGUAUCCAGAAGUUUUGGGGGCUCACAUUCCAGGCACAUCCCCUCUGAUGGAAGCAACAGGAUUCAUUCGCCAUGUUGACAGUGACGGGCUGGAUGACAGUGAUGACGAGGAAGUAGAUGAUGACAUUACGCGCAACAACAUUUCUUUGGAUAAGGAAUACAUGCUGCGGACUCCUCCUAGCACCACGCCUCUCAAAACGUUUGCUCCAGAGCCGGUCUCUGCUAACACAAUGGCCGGGUAUAGCCCAGAGUCCCAUUACUUGUCUUCACCAGGCUAUCAGACUGAGUCGUCUUUGGAUAAUCAGCACUCGGUCAAGAAGCGCAUGUCUGUGGCUUCACGGUUACGCAUGUUUGGGCGGAAGAAGAGCACUGUUGGCUUAGUUUGA